Eutrema salsugineum is the source of this 4655-nucleotide messenger RNA. Its product is annotated as helicase-like transcription factor CHR28. Gene Ontology annotation, molecular function: ATP-dependent chromatin remodeler activity; metal ion binding; ATP binding. NCBI's taxonomy places the organism in Eukaryota, Viridiplantae, Streptophyta, Magnoliopsida, Brassicales, Brassicaceae. The record is from RefSeq and is a predicted model, not a curated record.
CUUUACCUUUUCCAAUUCGGAGAAAGCCAAAAUUAAAAAAAAAAGAGACCACCGUCGCGAGAAAAGUCGCGUUUUCACGACCCAACUGCUCUCUACCUUUCCUGGAAAAUUCCCGUGCCCUUCAAAAACCCAAUUCACAAGCCUUCUCCAUCUUGAAUUAUCCCCCAAAAUCGCAAAUCCCUGGAUCUACGCUACCGUGUUUUUGCGAUUGGUAUAUUGGUUGAUUGAUUGGUUUUCGGGAGUAUAAUUGCGCGUGGCUGUUGAUUUUUACGUUCUGGGUUCUCCGAUUUAGGGUUUGUUUUUCCCCCUUUUCGUUCUGCUUCUCUCUCCGGGUUAGGGUUUUUUGUUCGUGAUGGGUGAGGAGGGUUCAGUGUUUGGCCUUGGCGAUGGAUUUCAACCUGAUGAUUGUGAUGAUGGUUUUGGUUUUGAAGACGACGACGAUGAUCUCACUAUUGACAUCGAAACUAUUAUCCGGAUUUUAGAUGAGAAGCCGGAUUCUGCCGAGGGUAGCCAAGAAAAUUCAUCUCCAGUUGGUUCUUCUGCUGGUGAGCUCAAGAAUCCACAGCUGCAAAAUGGAUCUCAGAUGGUUGAUUGGUUUCCUUCUCGGGAUUCAUAUAGCUUAAGAGCUUCGCACCUUGGGACUGGGGUGUCUGGUUCAUUCGAUGAGCACGUGAAAGUGGACCCUGCUCUGAGCCCUUCACCAGCUCAUACUUGCUCUGCAAGUCUUAAAGAUUGGUUUUCGUUAAGCCAGGAAGAGCAGCCUGUCGAAACAUGUGGAGUAGCUCAAUCUGAGAUGACUAGUUGUAGUAUAUCGUCUAGUUCCGUCGACAGAUACAAUACUUCUUUCUCUGAUCAUGGUGGAAAUGUGGCCUUCAAUCCCGUGAAUAGUGACGCUGAGACUGUAUCUAAGCAGGCUGACAAGAUAAUCGAUUCCAAAUUUACAUCGUGCAGCCCCGCAACAUAUUUCGACGAAGUUCAUGGAUAUGGAACGGGGCUGGGAGCCAUUCAUAAUUCCUCUGUCAUGUCUGGUUUUUGUCAUAAUUCCAAUUCUCUCAGUGAUGGUGUGGAUAACUGUCUCUCUUCUGCACAAAAUUGCGAUAAUACAAGUGGUGCAUCCUUAUCAGAACAUCAGGAUUUCGCUUUUCAGUUCUUUCCCAGUAAAGAAGAAGCUGUAAAUGAUGUUGACAGUGGAGUGAGUGAGUGUCAGUCGGAUGGUGCUACUCGGAUGAUUUUUGAUAGACACGGGAGAUUAGAUAAUGGAUCUCUAGAAAGGAAAACUGAUGUUGAUUUCUCCAGCGCAAGAGGGAUCAGUUUCAAGCGUGAAAGUUAUCCAUCAGUUUCUCCUGCCUGUGCCAAACCGUACAAUAGUUUUGACAAUCGAUUAGCUGAUAAUGCCCUUGACCGGCCUGAUAAUUGUUCAAGCAGUUUUCAGGAUAACGAAGCUAUCCGUGUGAAGGUUAAGCCAGAGGUUGAGUCAGAGAAAGUGGUUUACAGUUCAGUUCCAGAGGAAGACAUUGUUAUGGACGCUGUUUAUGCACCUGGGGAAACCAAUCAUUGGUGGUCUGGUACAUCUAGCUGUUCAGUCUCCUAUCAGGCAGAUGUUGAAAAAGGAUUCUCAUUUAUGGCACCGCAAGCUGGUUUCCCUAGUCAAGACAAUGGCAACUCAAAUAAAUUUUAUGAUUCAAAAGCAUGUUUGCAAUAUGUUGCAGCAGAUCCCAGCCCAGCGACACAAAUCAAUGAGUAUUUGGACUCUCUAACACAACAAGGAGACCAAGAACAUGUUCAACCAAGGAGCAUUGAAUCUAAUUUCUCAAACGGCAGCUUUGAAUCAGUUCAAAGUCUUUCUUCAGAAUGUAUAUCGGAUAGUGACGAUGAUUCUGACAUCUACAUAAUAGAAACUAAUGGUCAAUUUGCUAACCCACAUCGACCUCUAGCUAUGAAAAAGCCGGUGGUUUCUUCAGAAUAUUCUACUCUUGGUCAUACAUUUAAUCAGUCUGCAAACUCACAUCGGCCUCUUGCUAUGAAAAUGCCGGUGGUUUCUUCAGAAUAUUCUACAGUGGGUCAUUCUUUUAAUCAUUCUGGAGGCCUGAAGCUUCAGUCAAACAAAGAAAAUAUGAUAUUUCAAGCUGCAUUGCAGGAUCUUUCUCUGCCUAAUGCUGAAGCAAGUCCUCCUGAUGGUGUCUUGGCAGUCCCGCUUAUGAGACAUCAGCGAAUUGCAUUAUCAUGGAUGGCACAGAAGGAGACAAGUGGCUUCCCCUGUUCGGGAGGAAUUCUUGCUGAUGAUCAGGGUCUUGGCAAGACAAUUUCCACUAUAGCACUUAUACUGAAGGAACGGUCUACACCUUCCCGAGCAUGUGAAGAGAGUAUCAAGAAAGAAUUUUUUGACUUAGAAAGCGAGGGUGGAGAAUGUGCGUCUUUAAAUUCCAAUGGAAUGAGCGAGGAAUUUGAUCACUCUCAGUUGCUUUUCAAUGAAGACAAAACUGAUGGAACUAGUUUGGGUAAGAUGAGGGGAAGGCCAGCUGCUGGAACGCUUGUUGUCUGUCCCACUAGUGUUCUGCGACAGUGGGCUGAUGAACUUCGUAAGAAGGUGACUAGUGAAGCGAAUCUCUCUGUACUUGUAUACCAUGGGUCCAGCAGAACAAAGGAUCCUCAGGAGUUGGCUAAAUAUGAUGUUGUUGUUACUACAUAUUCUAUCGUGAGCAUGGAAGUGCCGAAGCAGCCUCUUGUUGAUGAUGAGGACGAAGAGAAGGUUGAUGUACAUGAUGGUGGAGUUACAGCGGCUGGAUUUUGUUCAAACAAGAAGCGGAAAUAUCCUCCCGAUUCUCAAAAGAAAGGCUCAAAGAAGAAGAAACAGGUUGAUCGCGCAUCGGUUGAGGCUCAGUCAGGCCCACUUGCGAAAGUUUCAUGGUUCAGAGUUGUUCUAGAUGAGGCACAGAGCAUUAAAAAUUACAAAACCCAAGUUGCAAGAGCAUGCUGGGGCCUUCGUGCUAAACGACGGUGGUGCUUGUCUGGUACUCCAAUCCAGAAUUCGAUCGAGGACCUCUACAGCUACUUUCGGUUCCUCAAAUAUGAUCCUUAUUCUUCCUACGUAUUGUUCUGUAACACAAUUAAGAACCCUAUAGCUAGGACCCCGGUGAAAGGAUAUCAGAAGCUGCAGGCUAUCCUUAAAACAGUGAUGCUUCGCCGAACUAAAGGUUCACUUCUUGACGGUAAACCCAUAAUCUCUUUACCUCCGAAAUCCAUUGAGUUGAGAAAAGUGGAUUUCACCGAGGAGGAACGUGAUUUCUACUCCAACUUAGAGCGUGAAUCUCGUAGUCAGUUCCAGGAGUAUAAAGAAGCUGGAACAGUAAAGCAAAAUUAUGUAAAUAUUCUGUUGAUGCUCUUGCGCCUUCGCCAAGCUUGCGAUCACCCUCUUCUCGUGAAAGGUGAAUACAGUUUUACCUGGGAAUCCUCGCUCGAAUUAGCUAAGAAGCAAAAUUUCUCAGAAGCUUCGUUGGCAAUUUGUGGUACCUGCAAUGAUGCACCUGAAGAUGCUGUUGUGUCAGUCUGUGGUCACGUUUUCUGUAAGCAGUGCUUUUAUGAAUGCCUUACGGGCGAUAAUAAUCGGUGCCCCUUUGCAAACUGCAAUGUCAGACUUACUGCUAUGCCUUCCAUGCAUGAUGGUGCCAGUUCAGUUAAAGUUGAGACUGUUGACCCUUGUUCUGAAGGUCUUGCAUACGAGUCAUCUAAAAUUAAGGCUGCUUUAGAGAUCUUACAAUCACUUGCCAGACCGCAGGAUUUGACAGAUAUGAAUCAGAUCUCUCAAAAUGGAGAGGACUCUAUCAAACCAGUUAAGAAUGAGGGUAGUGGUGUUGAUGGUCCAGUUAAGGUAGUUGGAGAAAAAGCUAUUGUGUUUUCCCAAUGGACAAAGAUGCUGGAUCUACUUGAAGCUUCUCUUAUAAGUUCGCAUAUUCAGUAUAGAAGGCUCGAUGGAACAAUGUCAGUUGCUGCUAGAGAUAAAGCAGUGCAGGAUUUCAAUACUCUCCCCGAGGUUUCUGUAAUGAUUAUGUCUCUGAAGGCUGCUAGUCUAGGACUAAACAUGGUGGCAGCUUGUCAUGUUCUAAUGCUGGACUUGUGGUGGAACCCAACAACCGAGGAUCAGGCUAUCGAUAGAGCACAUCGCAUAGGACAGACACGGCCAGUAACAGUGGUUCGGUUCACGGUAAAAGAUACAGUCGAAGAUCGGAUAUUAGCCCUUCAGCAAAAGAAGAGAAUGAUGGUAGCCUCUGCAUUUGGUGAAGAUGAAAAGGGAAGCCGACAGUCUCACCUCACCGUGGAGGACUUGAACUAUCUGUUUAUGGCGGAUUAAUGAGAGUGAUCGAGCUUCGAGCUCUUUUUUUGACCAGUGCGUGCUGGUGGGUACAUAUGAUAGGAUUUUCUUUGGUUUUUGUGCAGUUUUAUGGAGGAAGAAACUCGUAUUUUAACUGACUACAGGUUUGGGAUAUGAAAAUAGGAAAAGCUGAUCCGAUUGAUUAAUGAUUCCAUUUAUAGACGUUUUAGGUAUUUGCAGUGAAUGGAGGAAAGACGACGAUAGAAAGCCUUUUGCUUUUGAAUUACUCAUUGUAAGAUCACAAAUUUGAUUGGUCCGCCGAUUUAUAUCUUACUUCUCUAAGAUC